AUGGAAGAGGUGAUAAGGAUACGACUUGUAGAGCCAGAGGAGGAGGAGACCCCAAUUACACCUCUCGUCUGUUUCAAAAGAGAGGACAUGAAACGUUUUGAGGAAACUGAGGAAUGUUUCAUCUUAGACUUUGACCCAUAUGACUCGUUCAACUUCUCCAAGGUUUCCUUGAACGACAAAAAUAGCCACCACAGUGAUGCUGCUCAAGAUGUUCACAUUGUUGGUGAAAACGGUAAGGUAGCUUGCAGGGAUUACCCGCAUCCAAGACAUCUGUGUCUUAAAUUUCCGUUUACUACAACACCACAUCGGAGCUAUUGUGAAAUGUGUUACUGUUGCGUAUGCGAUGAAGCUGCUCCUUGUAAGCAGUGGACCCGAUUUACAUCCCCACACUGUGAUGCAUCUGCUAGGGAUGGAUAUGCUACUGAAGGAGGAGCCGAAUACCUAUCUGAUGAUGAGUCUUGGUUCUAG
Sphenostylis stenocarpa is the source of this 468-nucleotide messenger RNA. NCBI's taxonomy places the organism in Eukaryota, Viridiplantae, Streptophyta, Magnoliopsida, Fabales, Fabaceae. The record is from the annotation of a GenBank genome assembly.